AUGGGCGAGGACUCUGAGAAGCUUGGAGAAGAGAAUAGAACCAUGCUGCAAGCAGCAGCAGCGCGCAGAAGGCAGGGAGAGGACGGCGAAGUGGAAAGAUCGCACGCCUCAAGGUAUCCGCUCGCGUGGAGUGCCUGCUCUUCGAGUAUCUGAUUAGGAUAUAGGAGAAUUGUAAUGGGCGAGGACUCUGAGAAGCUUGGAGAAGAGAAUAGAACCAUGCUGCAAGCAGCAGCAGCGCGCAGAAGGCAGGGAGAGGACGGCGAAGUGGAAAGAUCGCACGCCUCAAGGUAUCCGCUCGCGUGGAGUGCCUGCUCUUCGAGUAUCUGAUUAGGAUAUAGGAGAAUUGUAAUGGGCGAGGACUCUGAGAAGCUUGGAGAAGAGAAUAGAACCAUGCUGCAAGCAGCAGCAGCGCGCAGAAGGCAGGGAGAGGACGGCGAAGAGGAAAGAUCGCACGCCUGUGGUAUCCGCUCGCGUGGAGUGCCUGCUCUUCGAGCAUCUGAUUAUGAUAUAGGAAAAUUGUAAUGGGCGAGGACUCUGAGAAGCUUGGAGAAGAGAAUAGAACCAUGCUGCAAGCAGCAGCAGCGCGCAGAAGGCAGGGAGAGGACGGCGACGAGGAAAGAUCGCACGCCUGUGGUAUCCGCUCGCGUGGAGUGCCUGCUCUUCGAGCAUCUGAUUAUGAUAUAGGAGAAUUGUAAUGGGCGAGGACUCUGAGAAGCUUGGAGAAGAGAAUAGAACCAUGCUGCAAGCAGCAGCAGCGCGCAGAAGGCAGGGAGAGGACGGCGAAGAGGAAAGAUCGCACGCCUGUGGUAUCCGCUCGCGUGGAGUGCCUGCUCUUCGAGCAUCUGAUUAUGAUAUAGGAAAAUUGUAAUGGGCGAGGACUCUGAGAAGCUUGGAGAAGAGAAUAGAACCAUGCUGCAAGCAGCAGCAGCGCGCAGAAGGCAGGGAGAGGACGGCGAAGUGGAAAGAUCGCACGCCUCAAGGUAUCCGCUCGCGUCGAGUGCCUGCUCUUCGAGCAUCUGAUUAUGAUAUAGUGGAAUUCUGAUGGGCGAGGACUCUGAGAAGCCUGGAGAAGAGAAUAGAAGAAUGAUGGAAGCAGGAGAAGUGCGCAGAAGGCAGGGAGAGGACGGCGAAGUGGAAAGAUCGCACGCCUGUGGUAUCCGCUCGCGUGGAGUGCCUGCUCUUCGAGCAUCUGAUUAUGAUAUAGUGGAAUUCUGA
Messenger RNA from Caenorhabditis sp. 36 PRJEB53466, 1215 nucleotides. The record is from the annotation of a GenBank genome assembly. Lineage: Eukaryota; Metazoa; Nematoda; Chromadorea; Rhabditida; Rhabditidae.